This is a messenger RNA of Neltuma alba, 1470 nucleotides long. RefSeq names its product DELLA protein RGL1-like. The transcript has a single exon. NCBI's taxonomy places the organism in Eukaryota, Viridiplantae, Streptophyta, Magnoliopsida, Fabales, Fabaceae. The record is from RefSeq and is a predicted model, not a curated record. The coding region runs from base 1 to 1470 and encodes 489 amino acids.
AUGACACAACCGUUUCAGGAAAUCGUGGGGCUUAAGAAUCAGGAAGGGGCAAGUUCAGAACUUGUCAAUGAGGGCAACAAUAAGCAGGUGCCACAAUCUUCUUUAGCAUACUUGGAGCUGCUGAGUAAUUACGCAGGCAGGUUCAAGAAGUUAAGGGUCCAAGACAUAACCGACUCGAACAAUAGUGAAGCUCAUGCAGGUCACCAGGAUUUGUCAGCUGAAGAAAUAAUAAGAGUGGCUGGAGCAAGGUACGUACAAUUUUCUACUCAUUGGUGUGAUGAUUAUUGCAUGCCUCUGCACCCAUAUGCCUCUGGUCUCGAGGAUCUGUCUGAAAAAGAAAAUAGAGAUGUUGAACUUGCACAGUUUCUUCUUGCUGCGGCCGAGAGGGUUAGUUGCCAACAGCUUGAACGUGCAAGCAGGAUGCUUCUUCAUUGCUUAUUUAAUUCAUCUCCUGGCGGAAAUGCUAUGCAGAGAGUUAUCUUUCAUUUCGCUCAAGCACUUCGAGAGAGAAUUGAAAAAGAAGCAGGGGGCACCAUUUUGAUGGGUUGUCCAAAGAACAUAGAAAACGAGUUAAUUCAAAACUUGGAUACCAACAUAGCCCUUGCUUGUCAUCAGAAAAUUCCUUUCAACCAAGUGAUGCAAUUCGCUGGUGUACAAGCUAUGGUGGAGCACGUUGCACAUGAUACAAAAAUCCAUGUUAUAGAUCUUGAUAUCAGGCGUGGAAUUCAGUGGACGUGUUUGAUGCAGGCACUCGUAGGGAGGAACGAAAGCAGAGUGGAGCUCUUGAAGAUAACUGCUAUAGGAAUUGUUGGCCAGCCCACUGUAGAAGAAACUGGCAAAAGAUUGACGAGUUUCGCUAGAUCGUUGAACUUGCCAUUCGCAUAUAAGCAAGUUUAUGUUACAGACAUGAUCGAAAUUACAGAACAACAUUUUGAAAUUGAAGAUGAUGAAGCCGUGGCUGUCUACGCUCUGUAUGUACUUAGGACUAUGGUAUCAAGGCCAGCUUGCUUGGAAAACCUGAUGAGUGUAAUAAGAAAUAUCAAACCAAUUAUAAUGGUAGUUCUUGAAGUGGAAGCCAAUCAUAAUUCAUCCUCAUUCGCAAUUCGCUUCAUUGAAGCAUUGUUCCACUACUCGGCAUUUUUUGAUUGCCUCGAGACCUGCUUAAAAGGUGAAAAUAGGGGCAGAAUGGCAACGGAAGCAAUAUUAUCUGAAGGGAUACGAAACAUUGUUGCUGCGGAAGGAGGAGAAAGAACAGUGAGGAAUGUGAAGAUAGAAGUGUGGAGGAGGUUCUUUGCAAGGUACAGAAUGGUGGAAAUUGGAUUUAGCGAGUCAUCUCUGUACCAAGCUAGCUUGGUGGCCAGAGAAUUCGCCAGCGGCAAAUUUUGCACUCUGGACACAAAUGGAAAAUGUCUUACGGUUGGGUGGAAGGGGACCCCAUUGCAUACCGUUUCAGCUUGGAGGUUCCUUUGA